AUGUCCUGCUCCGCGGCGCCGUGCGGGGCGGCCGCGCCGCAGCCCCUCGCCAGCAGCUGCAACGAGCCCUGCGUGCAGCAGUGCCCCGACUCCCGCGUGGUCAUCUACCCACCCCCCGUGCUGGUCACCCUGCCCGGCCCCAUCCUCUCCACCUUCCCGCAGCAGAGCGUGGUGGGCUCCGAGGGAGUCCCCGAAGUUGGAAGUGGCCCUGCUGGUUCCGGCAUUCCCGGGGGCUCCCGUGUUUAUGGUGGUGCCCGGUGGGGACGAGGGUACCCGGUGGGGAGCUGUGGACCGUGCUAA
Messenger RNA from Tinamus guttatus (white-throated tinamou), 300 nucleotides. The record is from RefSeq and is a predicted model, not a curated record. NCBI's taxonomy places the organism in Eukaryota, Metazoa, Chordata, Aves, Tinamiformes, Tinamidae.